Messenger RNA from Nelumbo nucifera (sacred lotus), 1051 nucleotides. Lineage: Eukaryota; Viridiplantae; Streptophyta; Magnoliopsida; Proteales; Nelumbonaceae. The record is from RefSeq and is a predicted model, not a curated record.
CUAUAACCUAGUUUAAUUUGCUACAAUGUUGUUUAUUAUCAACAAUUGCAAAUAAAUCUGAAUGAAUUAUCUGAAUAUAUACAAGUCAUAUCAGGUAUCUAUUUAAACUCUGAACUAAAUCACCUUGGAAAGAUGAUUGUAGUUCCUAGAUACAACGCACAGUGGCAUUUUAUGAAACGGGGUUCUUUGAAGGGUUUCCAGGAAGUAUGUUUUCACAACCACAAACAACUGACUGCUGAUGUUGAUCAUUACUUCCUGGAGGAAAGCUUGUAUUCAGGCAAAGAGAUGACUUUGGAAGUAUCAGGAGACUACACUAGAGCCACCCUCUUAUCCCGGCAAGUGGCUGACUCGAUUCCUUUCUCCUCUAACAAACUACCAGACAUCUUAGAUGAGUUCUCAAUUGAGCCCGGAUCAAUACAAGCAGAGGCCAUAGAGGAGACAAUCACAGCUUGCGAGAGGAGUACAGAAGAUAAUGAAGAAGAAGCAAUGCACUGUACAACAUCGUUAGAGUCGAUGAUAGACUGGAGCAUUUCAAAGCUGGGGAAGAACAUCACGGCAGUGGGGACAGAAGUAGAUGGAGAGAAUAGGCACAAGAAUCACUUCACCAUCUCUAGAUCUUCAGGCGUAAAGCAAAUGGGAGAAGGAAACCAAGUGGUGUGCCAUGGGAUGACAUACCCAUACGCUGUCUACUAUUGCCAUGUCAUACAUGGCACAAGGUCAUACAUGGUUCCCAUGGUUGCUGCUGAUGGCACAAAAGCCAAGGCCGUUGCUGUGUGCCACAUUGACACCAAGGAAUUCAGCCCUGACCACGUUGCCUUCAAAUUGCUUAACGUUAAGCCGGGGAGUGUUCCUGUUUGCCACUUCCUUCCGGAUGAUACCAUUUUCUGGUUUCCCAACUAGAAAUUAAUUCAUGGCCCCAGUACUAUCUCCAUGCACAUUGCAUAUAUAAUUAAGUGUGUUAUAUUACUGUAUUAUCGCACUUUAUUGUCUCCACUAGAUCUGUUAUGUGAUGAACCUUCCCCUAUAAUUUAUCUUUCGAUAAGCUUUUGCU